UUGUCAUCAUCCUUCCCGUCAGCCUCUAACUAAACCCUUUACCGUUCCCUCUCUUCGUAUACCGUUCCAGCCUCUGUGCCUUCCCCACUUUCACAGCCCCUCAAUCCCGCUUCACAAUCCCAACAACUGAAUUUACGAUUCUACUUGCUGUUUUAUUCAUUACCAGGCAAUCCUUAGUCUCCUCAUUCAUCUUCAAUUAUCCUCAUGUCAUACAUAUACAGAGAGCGUGAGCGUGAACGCGACUGGGAUGAACCUCGUUCUCCAGUCACGAUCAAACGUUACGUCAUCUCCCCCGAAGAAGAGCGAGAGCGAGAGCGAGACGUUCUCUACCGACGCGAAGAUCCCUUUACUGGCGACCGAGAGCUGGUGAUUCGACGGUCCACAGACCGGGAGGAACCCGUCAUGCUCCAACGUUACGAGCGCGAUGUUGACUACGACUCCCGCAGCUAUGACUACCGUUCCGAGAGGGAUUAUUACGAACGUGAGUACAAGGAGCCUGAACAUCUCCAUCGCUAUUACCCUACCCCUUUUUUUAUUCUUGAGAGACAACCAGUACUUAUGGUUGAAGCUCGAGGUCCUGUCUAUGUCAACCCGCGGGAGUCCGACUAUGAGGUUGUCCACCGCUCAGAAGUGGACCGAGAGCCUGGGUACUAUUAUCAUCGCCGUGUCCGCGAAUAUGACAACGAUCGUCGUUUUCACCGUGAACUUAGUCCUAGCGACUCAGUUUCCCAGACCACCCGCCGUCGGGAUGACCGGGAUGACCGUGACUAUAGCAGCGAUGAUAGCAUGGUCUACAUCCGCAAAGAGACCCGUGAGUAUGAUGACCACCCACACCAUCGACGUCAUCUUGCCGAGGGUGCAUUGGUCGGAAUUGGUGCUGCAGAGCUACUUCGCAGUCGCCGAAAAAAGGAAGGGGAAGAUGUUUCGAGUGGAGUGGGUCGCCUUGGACGGGAUAUUGGUGCUGGCGCCCUGGGUGCUGUAGCAGUGAAUGCGGCAUCCCGAGCCAGAGAUUACUAUCGUAGCAAGAGCCGACAUCGUUCGCACUCAUUUGAGGAUGAUCGAAGCUCUCGCUCCCAUCACCGUCAUCAUCAUCAUAGUCACAGCCACUCCCGUCGCAGUCGCAGUCGCAGUCGCUCUCAUUCUCAUUCCCGGGCGAGAACUUUAGCAGAACUUGGCCUCGGUGCUGCAGCUAUUGCUGGUGCCGUUGCCCUUGCUCGAAACAAAUCCAAAGAUGAGCGACGAAGCCGUUCUCGCCAUCGAAGUAGGUCACGACACCACCGUUCAUCUUCUGUCAAGUCUGGAAGGACUACCGAUGGUGAAAAGCGCAGCGAGUCGCAGCGUAGAAAGCAUAUGGCGGGCGCUGGAUUGGCUGGUGCUGCGGUGGCUGGUCUCGUGGAGAAGGCACGCAGUCGCUCUCGCUCUCGUAAGCGUGAGUCUCGAUCCCAUAGCAGGCUCAGGAAAGCUCUUCCUGUCGUAGCAGCUGGCUUGGGCACCGCGGCCGCGACAGGGCUUUACGAAAAACAUAAAGAGAAGAAAGAAGAGGGCGAAUCUUCGCGCCGCAGGGAACGAUCUAGAUCUCGAAGCCGGGCGCCUUCCGAAAUCUACCCUGACCCGACACGGGACUCUGCUGGUUUGAUCGAGUAUGGUCAGGACCCGGUUCACGGAAGGAUUCCCACGGCGGACUACUACGGGCGACCUACGAGUCAACAGGCUUAUUACUCUGAUGCUUCUGACCCGGCUGUCAGCGGCACGGGAUUUGGCUCGUCACGACACCGUGGCCGCAGCAUUAGCCGCAGCCGCAGCCGCAGCCGGAGUCGUGGUGGAAGAUACAGCGGUAGCCCUUCUGGGUCUGAUAGCAGCGAUCGCAGAAGACGGCGAAGGAGACAAGAUAAGCAUCGUAGCAGGUCUCGUGACUUAGCUGAAGCUGCUUUGGCUGCAACUGGCGUCGGUUAUGCGGCUCAUAAGUAUUCGCAGCGGAGAGAGCGCAAGAAGGCGGAGCAAGAGAGGGAAAGGCCAAGAUUCGAUGAAGAUGCACACCAGGACUCGUAUGGCGAACCAUAUAGCCCUGAGCCGUAUCAUCACACUGCUCUGCCCCCCCAGUCGAAUGAGCAUCAAUACUACCCUAAUACCAAUUACUUCCCACCGCCUCCGGGCUCCGCUCCUCGACCAGCUGGAAGCACUACCCCGUACAACCCAGUUGAUUAUCCUCCUCCACCUGGCGCGGUUCCACCUUCGCAGUCGUAUGGUUAUCCUCCCCCUCCAGGACCCGAGUCAUUCGUGUCUCGACCCCGGAGGGCAGAUGAGAAUGUGAGUGCUGCAUGGAACUCUUCCCCUCCCACUUCCCAAGCUCAUAUGGAUGAUGGUGGGUUCAGGGACGAACACCAAUGCACUAGGGGAAAUUCUAACACGAAAACUUUAGGUCUAAAUAUCCGAUCGCCAUCGAGGACUCCCCGUGCGAAGAAGCGAAGAUCACGCGCUGCGAGUCAGUCUCCUCAGUCUAAGUCGGUUGCUUUUGAUCUCACUUCAGAAGAUGGUCAACAAAUGGACCUGGGAUAUGAAACUGAUGAUAGCGAUUCGACGAUCGGUUCGUCGAGCGGGGUUCGUCGCCACGGACACCGUCGGCUCCAUUCUUCCUCUGAAUCCUAUUCUCCCAGAACAGGGUCAGAGGCAAAAAAUAUGGCAUCCGAAAAGAAACCGAGAUCGAAUACUUCGAGAAAAGAGAUAGAAUCGGAUUCGGACUCUACAAUUGACUUACCUGAUCGCUUCGACUCACAAGGCCGACUUUUGCCCCAGCGCGACGACAGUAUGUUCGUUGGCGGGCUCGACAGUCUGUUAAGGGGAAUUAAUAGAGUUUUUGUCUAGCUGCUUGGUUUUAUUCGGUUGUUUCGAAUUUUGGGAUAGGUGGUUUUUUCGGCUUUGGCAUGAGGUGAUGACCUUACGAUUCAUGAAAAUUCUUGAUAUGAUAUUACAUGGAGAAUUUGUGACGAUAUGAUGUGAUGCUAUGUAUCCUGGAUUUAACGAUUCUGCUUUGAAAUCAGAUAUUCUUGUCCUCAACUGAAUAGUACUAUGAUAUUUAACCGACGCUCAAGCCUUAUGCUGAAAGG
This is a messenger RNA of Aspergillus caelatus, 3104 nucleotides long. RefSeq names its product DUF3824 domain-containing protein. The transcript is spliced from 2 exons. The record is from RefSeq and is a predicted model, not a curated record. NCBI's taxonomy places the organism in Eukaryota, Fungi, Ascomycota, Eurotiomycetes, Eurotiales, Aspergillaceae. The coding region runs from base 205 to 2862 and encodes 885 amino acids.